Molecule: messenger RNA, 1304 nt
Organism: Penaeus vannamei (Pacific white shrimp)
Lineage: Eukaryota; Metazoa; Arthropoda; Malacostraca; Decapoda; Penaeidae
Source: RefSeq, a predicted model, not a curated record
AUCCGCUCCGUCUGUGGAGGGAGACAGAAGCUGGAAAAAAAUUCUUAGUGGUUAUAUUUUUCCCUUAGGGUCUGAUAUAAAGUCCAAUGGGUGAAGUUCGCGACAUUUGCAUCGACUCGUCCACGUCUCCUGCGGCUGACAGUCCUUUCCACUCCGAGACACCGGUUCCUGCCAUCUUCAAGUACAGCAGAAAGAAGAGACGAUUGGCUGAAGCGUUGAGUUUAUCUUCCGCUUUCGAUUGCGUGGACCUCUUGGCGUACGAGAGAGCCUCCUUUCGUCCGUCACGACAGCCGUUUCAAGGAGUCGCUUCUCUUGGCUCCGACGACGAGAGAUACCUCAGCCUAACGGGCGUAUCUCGGGCCAUGUUUCGCUGGCUCGAGUGCCUCCUGCAGUCCCACUUCGUUGGCGACAGGCCUCUCUCGGGGCCGGACCAGCUGCUCCUCACGCUCAUGAAGCUCCGGCUGGGGUUGCCUCAAGUGGUCGCCGGCUGCCUCUUCGGCGUGUCCAAGGCCUACGUGGCCGACACGUUCCCCAAGGUCGUCGCUCUUCUCGACCAGGUGGCGACGUCUCUCCUCCGCUGGCAGAGGAAGAGGACCGUCCUGAGGAGCAUGCCGGACGCCUUCAAGAAGCAGUUGCCUUCGUGUCGACUCCUGCUUGACUCCUUCGAGGUGACGAUCGACCUGCCCGACGAGAGGAAGGACGAGGCGAGGCACUUCCGCUCCUCGAGGUCGGGGUCCUUCGCCUCCAAGUACCUGCUCGGAGUGGCUCCUCACGGCCAGAUCGUCCUGCUCUCCGGAGGCUGGGGCGCCAGUGUGGACAAUUAUGAGUUGGUGAAGGAAUCCGGACUCCUCCACCUGCUGCAGGAGGGGGACGUUGUUUUGACGGAUAUCCUUCCCCCUCGCCACGAGGAGGGCUUCUGUCCCGUAAUCGAUGGCCUUAAAGAUGUCGUGAAAGCUUUCCCGUCGAGGAAGCAUCUGAAGGGGAAGGAGGCGUCGAGGACUUGCGAGCGCCCUUGGAGAAGGUCAGGGCUCGUCUCCGCUGCUUCAGAAUGCUGGAUCACUUUAGCUUGGGCGUCCUUCCGCUAUCGAGUCAGAUUAUGAGGGUAGUUUGCGGGCUCUGCAAUUUAAUGGAUGAUGAAUAAAGUUCACGCAUUAAGAUGUUCUAAAUGUAUAUACCAACAGGUGCUAACUUCCGAAUAUAAAUAUUGCAUAUAAACUAUAUACUAUAUGCUUUUAUAUCGAACAAUCGAUUGAAGAAUUAAUAUAUUUCAUAUCAUAUGUAUACACGCUUAUAUGUACACGUAC